Molecule: messenger RNA, 2709 nt
Organism: Recurvomyces mirabilis
Lineage: Eukaryota; Fungi; Ascomycota; Dothideomycetes; Mycosphaerellales; Teratosphaeriaceae
Exons: 3
Coding region: 1-2709 (902 amino acids)
Biological process (GO): mitochondrial respiratory chain complex III assembly; protein insertion into mitochondrial inner membrane from matrix
Cellular component (GO): mitochondrial inner membrane
Molecular function (GO): ATP binding; ATP hydrolysis activity
Source: RefSeq, a predicted model, not a curated record
AUGACGGGAUCCGGUAGCUUGUCGAAAACUCAGAGUUUGGGGACUUUGCUGUCCCUAUUCUCGUCCGCCUGCGAAAAUCUGAGUGCCUCCCGGUCUGAUCAAGUCAUUGCGCAACUCUUGCACCUUCUGAAACAACUUAGUCCGUGGUUCGCCCGACUCAUCGCUGUGGUCACACCUACUAUACUGUUGUAUAGGGCGCUUCAAAAGUUCGGAAGUCUGGUCUCCAUUAUUUGCAUUCUACGUGGCUGGAUCAUGGGCAAGGUAACGGCUCGAGUGACUGUUCCACCAAAUCCGAUGCUUCACGAUCAGAUUAUGGCCUACCUGAUGGAGCAUGGUCUUAAAGAUUCGAAAACGCUGACUGUGACUGCACCGGGCACUACCACGGCCUGCUCAAGCAUCACGUUUAUGGACCCUGUAGUCAACACGAGUCAGCGCAUGCCGGUGGAUGGCGAUGAAGUGAGGAAGAAGGACGCGAUCACUUAUACACCAGCUGUUGGCCACCAUUCCUUCUUUUUCGAUGGGUACUGGAUGACCUUCGACCGACAACGACUCGCCAAGCAGAGGGGGAAGGGUGAAGAACGUGGGUCGCAUAAUCAAGAAGACGACACUAUCGUCCUAACCUGCUACUCGCUGUUUGGGGGCGUGACAUCCCUGCAGAAGUUUCUCGAGCACGUCAAAAGCUCCGCUGCCAGUGCGCAGGACGCUAUGACCCGCGUGUACCGUCCAGUCAUCCAGAGACACUCGCAGAUCACCUGCUGGGAUGAAGGCCGUGCCAGGCCGCAGCGGAAACUUGCAGCCAUCACGCUGGACUCGAAGGUGAAAGAACCACUAAUCAAGGAUAUCGAGACAUAUCUCGAUCCACGAACGAAGAGCUUCUACAUCCGGAGCGGGAUCCCUUAUCGCAAGGGCUAUCUACUGUUUGGCCCUCUUGGGACUGGCAAGACUUCUUUCGCCACUGCGCUCGCAGGCGAGUACAACCUUGACGUCUUUUUAUUGACGCUGUCCGAUCCGAACAUGAACGACAUCAGAAUGGAAACCCUCUUUGACAAGCUACCUGCAAAGUGUAUUGUGCUCAUGGAAGAUAUUGACAGCUCGGGCAUAGCGCGAGAGAAAAUGAACAAGCUCAAGAAGCGUGAUAGGUCUCGAGGCGAUGACAGUGACGACGCGGAAGGCGACUCGCUGCGUCCCGCAAAGUCGAAGCACGGCAUGACUCUCAGCGGUCCGCUCAACGUGCUGGACGGUAUUGCUGCGGCAGAGGGACGUAUUGUAUUGAUGACUUCCAACGACCCUGAUUCCCUGGACAAGGCGCUCAUCCGCGCUAGUCGCAUUGAUCGCAAAGUCCUGUUCGGCUAUGCUACGCACGAGGUUGCAACCAACUUGUUCAUCAAGCUUUUCACGAAGACAUCUCAACAGCUUCUCGAAGGCGAAAAGAUAUUUGAGAAUAUACCAGUCUUGGCCAAGGCGUUUGCAGACAAGAUACCAGCGGAUGUGAUCACACCAGCAGAGAUCCAGGGCUACUUGCUCAGCUUCCAGAAGAGGAGUGGCAAAAACGUGGCAGCCUUCGCCAACGAACUUACUGCUCCGUCAUAUGAGGUACCAACCACUGGGCUGCAAGCAGAGCCGACAGUGCCUGCCCCAGCUGACAACCCGGUAUUGGGUGCUGACGAGACGCCCAGAGCAGGGACCCGUGAAGAGCGCAGUUCGGCCGCGAGAGGCCGAUCUAUUUCGUUUAGUCUUCCACCGCCUUCACCUGAUGAUGUGCCGGUCGCAGGUGCACAAGAAGCGCAAAGUACAUCUGGCUCAUCGGAUUUCGCAGCAUCUCGUGCUAUAUUGGUGCCUGUAACAAGCGAACGAGAAGCACAAGUGGUCCCAAUCCCUUAUGAUCCCAAAUUGCAAAGCCUCCCAGGUGACGAAGGAUUUGGUGGUAGCAUCGAGCCGGGCUUGCCAGAAGACUUGGAUAUCCUGGUCAGCGGCAUAGACCUCAACGACGAAGAUGACCCCAACGACCCGGACUACGAGUACUUGCAACCAAAAGAAAAUUAUUCUGACUUAUGGGCGAUUAUGGACAUGGACCCAUGGGAGCAUCCUAACGAGGCCGAAAAGGCUGCUCUACAAUAUGUCGCACGAUGCAGGCCUCACCAUCCCAUGGAUUCUUGGGAUGAGCAUGAUGAGUGGGACUGCAGGUAUUGUUAUCUGGAUGUCCCUCAUCCCGACGACGUGUGGGAUGCACGCCUUCGUGCCGCGGAGGAAGAACAAGACUCCAGCGAGCUGCGCGAGCAUUUUGGCUACAAUGUUGAGCAAGCAGCAGGCCUUCAAGAAGAAGGAAAGAAGAAGCCGGGUAGGCGUAGUAGGCGCCUUGCAUUCCCAGUACUUCGGCCAACAGCGGCAGAGCCUUCGGAGGCCCCAAUGCUCCCAAGGAUGAUACAUGAUGACUUACAGCCUGUCACUCUCGUCAAGACCGAGGGGCAAACGGACAAGGAGCAGAGUAAGGCUAUCACCAUGUCAAGAUCAAAUUCCGCUUCGCGCAAGGAGAGCAAGGAGCAGGAUACUCGCUUGGCAAAUGCACCAGCACCCUUCGACCAGCUCCGACCAGUCCCAGACCACAUAGAGGAAAUCCCAGAUGCCUCCAACGGCUCGGACUACUACACCACACUGUACUGGUUAGAACAGAACCAGAAUGCUAUAUCUCGUUAUCACUGUCAUCGAUGA